GCCUCCUGGGUCCGGGCAACUGCGAGAAGCCGCAACCGGCAAAAGCGAGUGCUGGACCCGCAGUUCCCUCGGGGGCCAGGGGCGGGCUGGCGGCGGGUGGACCGCGCGCCGGCGCCAUGCCGCGUUCCUUCCUGGUGGACUCCCUUGUGCUGCGGGAAGCCAGCGACAAGAAGGCGCCGGAGGGCAGCCCGCCACCGCUCUUCCCCUACGCGGUCCCCCCGCCGCACGCGCUGCAUGGCCUCUCGCCCGGCGCCUGCCACGCGCGCAAGGCCGGCUUGCUGUGCGUGUGUCCCCUCUGCGUCACCGCUUCGCAGCUGCACGGGCCCCCCGGGCCGCCAGCUCUGCCGCUACUCAAGGCGUCCUUCCCCCCCUUCGGAUCGCAGUACUGCCACGCGCCUCUGGGCCGCCAGCACUCGGCCGUGUCUCCUGGAGUCGCCCACGGCCCGGCCGCGGCCGCAGCAGCGGCCGCGCUCUACCAGACCUCCUAUCCGCUGCCGGACCCCAGGCAAUUUCACUGCAUCUCCGUGGACAGCGGCUCGAACCAGCUGCCCAGCAGCAAAAGGAUGCGGACGGCGUUCACCAGCACGCAGCUCUUAGAGCUAGAGCGGGAGUUCGCCUCCAACAUGUACCUGUCCCGCCUGCGGCGCAUCGAGAUCGCGACCUAUCUGAAUCUGUCCGAGAAACAAGUGAAGAUCUGGUUUCAGAACCGCCGAGUGAAGCACAAGAAAGAGGGCAAGGGCAAUAACCACCGCGGCGGCGGCGGUGGCGGCGGUGGCGGUGGCGGAGGAGCUGGGGCGGGGGCCGGCGGGGGCGCAGCGCAAGGCUGCAAAUGCUCUUCGCUCUCCUCGGCCAAGUGCUCCGAGGAUGACGACGAAUUGCCCAUGUCUCCAUCCUCCUCUGGGAAGGAUGACAGAGAUCUCACAGUCACUCCGUAGGUGCGCUUUUCAGAGGACCACUGGCCGCCCUCCGGCCCUUCCCUCUCCUCAAAGACUGAUCCCCCAGGCACCCGUUGCCAAUCGAUGGAUUUUGGUAGGGCUUUGCCACGGUACCCAGCUCUAGGCAGAGCUGAGAUUUUAGCAGAGACUUGAAGGCAGUGUCCCUGUCCCUUAGGCUCCAGGGUGUCUAGGAGGACUCCAAGUUCGCCAGGUCCUCCUCCCAAGACACAGCCUUCCCCGAGGGUGUAGGCCUGAGCCCAGCGCCUUGCUGGCCCACGGCCUGCCUCCUCGCCCGCGCAUUCUGGGCUAGUUCAGGCUUUCUCUCGCUCUCUUUCUCUCUCUCUCUCUCCCCUCUCUUCCUCGGUCAAGCUGAGCCUUUCACUCCGCGAAUGGCUGUUUGCGUCCGUUUUGACAUUUUUUUUCCUUGUCCUCAACUCUUUCCCCACAGUGGUCAUUUAUGCAACACGUUUAUGAAGUAAACUUUUCCUUCCCCUUCCCCCCUCCCCAGGGAGCCUCUUCCUUCAGUCCGUUUGUCCCUUGAUUAGGGACAGGUCUUGCUGUUCGAAGUCCUCUUAGCAGAGAGGAAAUGUCUCCAGUGGUGUUGUACUGGAGAAAAUGACUUAGUUUGUUUCCAUCACGUUCUACAUCCGUCAAAUGAAAACUGAUCCCUCUUCUCCACCAUAAACGACCUCCCUCACCCCCAUCCUCCAGGUCCUGACCCCUCUGGGGACUGACUGUAAUUGUAUGGUCUCUGUAA
Molecule: messenger RNA, 1692 nt
Organism: Microtus ochrogaster (prairie vole)
Lineage: Eukaryota; Metazoa; Chordata; Mammalia; Rodentia; Cricetidae
Gene: Gsx1
Product: GS homeobox 1
Biological process (GO): regulation of DNA-templated transcription
Cellular component (GO): nucleus
Molecular function (GO): DNA-binding transcription factor activity, RNA polymerase II-specific; sequence-specific double-stranded DNA binding
Source: RefSeq, a predicted model, not a curated record